AGAUACAUGUUAUUUUCACAAAAAGUACAUCCUCUGAAGAAUACCUUGGCCACGCCCCAAAGUCUGACUCUUGGUUCUGUGUCUGGAGCACAAGAAAUGGGGAACUGCGGCCAGGGACUGAUGCCCUUGGCCAUGACGCCCCCCAACUGCUGUCUGCUCAGGCACAGCCUGAGUGACUGAGCCACUGCUGUUUCAGCUAUUUCAUAGUUUGAUGGGGCGUCGGGCGGAUGACAGCGGGAACAGUUGUUAUCACUGGUGGAAUCCUAGCUACAGUGAUCCUCCUCUGCAUCAUCGCUGUCCUGUGCUACUGUAGGCUCCAGUACUACUGCUGCAAGAAGAGCACUGAGGAUACAGAUGAGGAAGAGGAGGAAGAGGAGGAGCACGACCUUCCAUCCCAUCCCAGAGGCCCCACCUGCAAUGCCUGCACUUCCCAAGCCCUGGACAGCAGAGCCAGCCUGGUGCCUCUUACCAGCGAGCCCUGUAGCCAGCCAUGUGGGGUGGCAGGGAGCCACUGCACCUCCUGUUCUCCAUACAGCUCCCCCUUUUACAUACGGACGGCUGACAUGGUGCCCAAUGGGGGUGGAGGCGAGAGGCUCUCCUUUACUCCCACAUACUACAAAGAGGGCGGACCUCCCUCCCUCAAAUUGGCGGUGCCCCAGAGUUACCCGGUGACUUGGCCAGGCUCUGGGCGUGAGGCCUUCACCAAUCCAAGGGCUAUUAGUACAGAUGUGUAACCAUUUCUCCCCCAACCUGCACACACACCAACACUGCUGCCCCAGCAGGAGCCAUGGGGACAGUGGAUGACCCUCCAACAGCCCCGCAAGGACUAGCUCCAUUUCUUUGGCUUUUCUUGCUCCAUAGCAGAGGGUUCACCAGGAUUUAAGCUAUUAAAUGCAUGGAAAAUCAGGGUUGGGGCUGACUCCAACCCAGAGCCCAGAGGUAGGGCUGAUCUAUUGAUUGAUUUCACAACUUCACCAGUUUCUCUAUUGGGACUUCCCUCCCACAGCCCUAGUGCUGCCACAACCCCUUCCAGGAAGCCCAAACCCCUGGCUUUGCAGGGCUAAUAAGAAACACCAGAGAAAGCUAAGCAAAGGCUCCAGAGACUUCCAGAGUCCUUGGGAGAUGAAGUGGCCAUGCCUAGAAGAAAAAGGGACAAGGGGCUAAGAGAGAACUGAGGGCUACAUAGUCUAGAAUUUGAGAUGAGAGGGGAAAGUAUGUAAAAAGGACUUCCUCGGGACUUGCUUGCUAAAAUCCAUCCAAGAGCUAAUUUAUAAUUUAGUUUUGUACUUUGGUUAUCAUAGUAUUGUCACCGUGGCUGCUCCAACAGGGGUACUGAUUACUGAACACAUCAUAUCUGCAUCUGCCCCCUCUUCAUGGAACAUAUCAAGUUGACUUUAAAAAGGCCAUGGUGUAUAGUUAUUAGUGGGGUCUGUAUCAAAAAGCAUCUGUCUAAACCUGUCUCCCCCAAAACCCUCCCCUCCCACUUUAGGAAGCAGCUGCCCCCUGCUGGAGAAGCUUUGUUACUAGAGUUCCAGAAGCUUAGCUAGAGAGAUCUUGCUGAUUGUCUCAGGCUCUGGUCCACCAUGCUGAGUGCAUUCCCAUUCCCAGGUGUGCGCACAUACCUGUAAACCAAUCACCAGGCUUUGCCAAUUUCAAGAGCUGCAGAGGGAAGGGUCCAGGGGUACCAACUAGAAAGAAAAAUCUGACCCCCAAACAGCAAGAACAAGAGGUGAUUAAGGUGGUAAAUCUCCAUGACAACCAGCCAGCGGGUAAAGGAAGAGCCUGGAGUCUCCAUGGGCAAUGCUGCAGUGGUUGAAGCUGCACAAAUAGCCUCCUGUAGAGACUGGUGCUCUGCUGAAGCAUCCACCUGUGAUACCAUGGAGCAGAACCCACUUCACCGCACUGGGACCAACAGCCCUCACUCCUAAGCACGGGGGAGAGGGAUUCCUGGGGACUGGAUAUGUCUUAUUGGUUAGAUUUCAUGCUUCUGCUUUCCCUUGGCCACUGCACUCCCUUGUCUCCAGUGAUGGACUUUUUAUUGCUGUCUUACUCUACUCCCAGUUCCUGCUUAUAACCUGGCAGUGGCCUUAUGCUAUUUAAGUAUGCUUGAUGAGUUUUCAGAUGCCUUGCAGUGAAUUAUGCCUGUUCUCCCUUCUAAGGCAUAGCUAACCCCCACCCCACUAAAGGUUGCAGAGGAUGGAACAGGAAAGGAGCUGGGCUUUCUGCCAAAAUCUUGACUUUGCAUUUGACAAAGGGUAGAGAGCAGCUGAGGAAGUGAGGCAGAGAGGGGAAUGGUCACCUUUUUCAUCACUGCUUGGAAUUAAUUGUAACUUGGAUUUAAUGCACAGUGAGUUGAGAAGAGAAGACCUGAGUUCUGGCCACAUUUUGGUCAUUCAUUAGCUCUAGGACCAGUCCCUCAUCUUCUCUGAGGCUCCACUUUCUCCAGGGAACUGAGACUUGCCCAGUCAGACUCUAAGGGUCUUCAGUGCUUCAUAAAGUGAGGAGCUCCUAAAAAGAUCUGCCAGUGGGCCGCUCCCUCUUGCCCUCAUCCUGGCAGGUUCCAGUACUCCCAGGUGUCUGAUUCUGUGUACAUGCAUGUUUGCUGAGGGAUGAAAGACUGCAAAAAGGGGGAAAACCCCACAAGAUUAUAAAGCAAAAUCAUUUUAAUUGCUAGUGAAAAGCAGCAUGUUUGACCCCCUAUUCUGUGACCUCAAAUGUAGACUGAUCUUGUACCAGGAAGCAGCUUUAAGUGGGUUAAUGAGAUCUGUCUCCCAGUACAGAGGAGCAACUUGGGACAGCAGCUUUAACCUACCCAUCCCACUGCCAGCCCUUCCUGGCCCAUGUGCAACCCUUUGAUGAGCUGCUGGGCCUGGCAGCCCUCCCCACUUCCUGACAACCAGCCCAGUGCCUUGUCCCCCUGCAAUUCCACACUCAACCCACCAGCCAACCCACAGCCUUCCUCACCAAGAAUAACACCUCCAUCAUCAUAUCUUCUGCCAUUGGGAAAAUCAGGACAACCCAGUUAACUAUCACCUGCUUCUUACUGGGGUCCCAGAGUACAAAGCAUCCCAUGCCAUUGUUUCCCUAGCCUAACUGCUGUUAACAGUCAAAAUCUGGGUCUAGUGUGUUAGACAGAAGGCAGGCCACAGCCCCUCCCCACAUAGCCCUCACUGUUCAGGGCACAAGCUCCAACCCAGGCUCGAGAUGGCCUCACUGUAGCUGCAAAGGCCUGCUCUGUGGAAGAGGGAGUUCACCCCACCCAACUGCACUAUCCUUUUAGCUAUGGAGACUGUACUAUGGGACACUAUUUGUACACUCUUCAAACUGAACCCUAAACAGGAAGAGGAGGAGGAGGAGCUGGAGAAUGCCCAGUCCUCUCUGCUAUCUUUUUCCACCUCCACGUCACUACUGCUGCUGCAGAUUUCUUGUCUUGCAUCUUUGAUAACUUGGAGUCACAAGCAAGUGAAUGUCAAAAUAAAUGAGAAAUUUGAAAUAGAAA
Heterocephalus glaber (naked mole-rat) is the source of this 3499-nucleotide messenger RNA. Lineage: Eukaryota; Metazoa; Chordata; Mammalia; Rodentia; Bathyergidae. The record is from RefSeq and is a predicted model, not a curated record.